Molecule: messenger RNA, 2246 nt
Organism: Tarenaya hassleriana
Lineage: Eukaryota; Viridiplantae; Streptophyta; Magnoliopsida; Brassicales; Cleomaceae
Product: metal-nicotianamine transporter YSL1
Exons: 5
Coding region: 126-2090 (654 amino acids)
Biological process (GO): response to iron ion; seed development
Cellular component (GO): plasma membrane
Molecular function (GO): oligopeptide transmembrane transporter activity; iron-nicotianamine transmembrane transporter activity
Source: RefSeq, a predicted model, not a curated record
AGCAAACCAAAACAAAAUGUUAAAAGAUAAUUUCAACUUGGGUGUUCCGAUAUUAUUAUUUUUUUUUCUCACAAACUCCAAGAAGAGGAUAUAGACUAGAGUUUCACCGUGUGACAAGGACCGCCAUGGAAGUAGAGUCCAAGAAUCGAAUGUCACCGCAAGAACAAGAUCAAGAUCAAGAACAAGAACAAGAUCAAGAUCAAGAUCAAGAAGGGACGAGAAGAGGGAUCGAGCCAUGGACAAGGCAGAUAACAGUGAGAGGAAUUCUCGUGAGCAUCGUCAUCGGGGUCGUGUUCAGCGUGAUAGCCACGAAACUGAAUCUGACGACGGGGAUCGUGCCGAACCUCAACGGCUCGGCGGCUCUGCUCGCCUUUGUCUGCGUCCGGACAUGGACCAAGGUUCUCGAGAAAUCAGGGUUUGUCGUGAAACCCUUCACGAGGCAAGAGAACACUAUGAUCCAGACAUCUGCUGUUGCUUGCUACGGCAUCGCUGUUGGAGGUGGGUUUGCUUCAUAUCUUCUGGGAUUAAACCAUAAGACAUAUGAAUUGGCCGGAGCGGACAUGGAAGGCAACUCUCUGAAGAGCGUCUGUUUCGUCGGCCUCUUUGUCCUGAUUCCUCUUAGAAAGGUUUUGAUUGUGGACCUGAAGUUAACAUACCCGAGCGGCUUGGCUACUGCAGUACUCAUCAAUGGCUUCCACUCACAGGGAGACGCACAGGCCAAGAAACAAGUGCGAGGAUUCAUGAAAUAUUUCUCGGCGAGUUUCUUGUGGGGAUUUUUCCAGUGGUUUUUCUCUGGGAAAGAAGAUUGCGGCUUCUCUCAGUUCCCAACCUUCGGCUUGCAGGCUUGGAAACAAACAUUCUACUUUGAUUUCAGCAUGACCUUUGUAGGUGCAGGAAUGAUCUGUUCUCAUCUUGUGAAUAUCUCUCUGCUUCUCGGAGCUGUGCUCUCUUUUGGAGUAAUGUGGCCGCUUCUCGAUAAGCUCAAAGGAAGUUGGUUCCCCGAAAAUCUCGACGAACACAACAUGAGGAGCAUCUACGGAUACAAGGUCUUCUUAUCCGUGGCACUCAUCCUCGGCGACGGCCUCUACAAUUUCGCCAAAAUCCUCUGCUUCACAAUUGCAAAUAUCCAAUCGAGAUUGAAGAACAGGACGAAUCUUGAAGUGGGUACCGCUCAAAAUCCGUUGAAACGGGAGGAACUGAAGCAAGACGAGAACUUUCUCAGAGAGAAAAUACCGAUGUGGAUCGGAAUCUUAGGCUAUGUGGGUUUCGCGACCGUGUCAACCAUAGCCGUUCCUCUGAUAUUUCCGCAGCUGAAAUGGUACUACGUCAUCGUAGCUUACGUCUUUGCGCCGUCUCUCGCCUUCUGCAACGCUUACGGAGCUGGACUUACCGACCAGAACAUGGCAUAUAACUAUGGUAAAGUGGCCUUGUUUGUCUUAGCCGCAGUUACAGGAAAAGAGAACGGAGUUGUGGCUGGACUGGCAGGAUGCGGUCUGAUCAAAUCAGUUGUGUCGGUUUCAUGCAUUCUGAUGCAAGAUUUCAAGACGGCCCAUUUCACGUAUACAUCUCCCAGAGCGAUGUUUCUGAGCCAAUUGGUCGGGACCGUCGUAGGAUGUCUGGUUACGCCGUUAAGUUUCUUCCUGUUUUACAAGGCUUUCGAUAUCGGAAACCCUAAGGGCGAAUUCAAAGCUCCGUACGCUCUGAUAUACCGAAACAUGGCCAUUCUUGGAGUCCAAGGCUUCUCAGCUCUGCCCCUUCACUGCCUCCAGAUGUGUUACGGGUUUUUUGCGUUUGCGGUUCUGGUUAACGUCGUCCGAGACUUUGCUCCUCGGAAUAUCGGGAAAUUCAUGCCGCUGCCUAUCGCGAUGGCAGUUCCGUUUCUGGUGGGUGCGUACUUUGCGAUCGAUAUGUGUGUCGGGACACUGAUUGUGUUCGUUUGGGAGAAGAUGAACAGGAAGAAGGCUGAGGUUAUGGUUCCGGCCGUGGCGUCGGGGCUAAUCUGCGGCGAAGGAUUGUGGACUUUGCCGGAGUCUGUGCUUGCACUCGCCGGAGUAAACCCUCCGAUCUGCAUGAAGUUCUCGCGUUCUUGAGAUUCAGUUCCAAAGUUUUCGUUACUUGCGACACAAGAAACUUAGAAUAAAGAGUUUUGUUUUUGCAUUGCCUCUAACUCUAGAAGCUAUGAAUCAACUCCUUGUAAUCUGUCUGAUUAAGUUAUAAAAGUACAUGGACAUGAUAUUCACGAAUCA